Molecule: messenger RNA, 1568 nt
Organism: Clupea harengus (Atlantic herring)
Lineage: Eukaryota; Metazoa; Chordata; Actinopteri; Clupeiformes; Clupeidae
Gene: mettl17
Product: methyltransferase like 17
Biological process (GO): translation
Cellular component (GO): mitochondrial small ribosomal subunit
Molecular function (GO): structural constituent of ribosome; methyltransferase activity
Source: RefSeq, a predicted model, not a curated record
UCGGCUCAUGUGUCUGAAACGAAUGUGUUCGUGUUUGGUUUUAUAAGAAAAUGUAGCAAACUUUAUUUCAUUGCUGCAUUUUGUAGUGUUUCUAACAGACCAUAAGGUGAUAUGUCUUCCCUUCGAACACGAGUUGUUGGUGUCUGCCAUCAGUGUCAGUCUGUCUCACCUUUCAAAACGAUAUUUAGGUCUCAAAGCGUUUCAGCCCAACCUCUCGUGCAGGCAGACUUGCUAAAAGGCCGUCCUUACAGGAAACACCCUGGAGUGACAAAUCUCAAAGCUCAGCGUUUGCCUGAUGAGCUGCAGAGAGGUGCCCUGUAUAUCAUAAAAAAUGCCCAAGUCAGUGAUCUGACAGAGAAGGCACAGCGUCUCUCCAACUUCCUAUGGAGUAGGAAGCGAAAAGUGGAGGAUGCUCAACUGAGGGCAAAGGCGAUGGCCUUGGAGAAGGCUCUGUGGAGUGCCUCACAGGAACAUCCCACGGAGGGGGAGGAUGGCAAUCUGGAAGAUCGGAUAAAGAAGCAAGUCCUGUAUGACUUAAGAAAAAAUACCUACCAUUGGACACCUAUCAGGUAUGAUGAGGCUCUAGGGUUGGUGUUCAUGGCCUCAAGGUUAGCCGGUGGAUAUGCAGCUGUUAGAAGAGCUCUCCAUGAGAUUAAAAAACGAGACUCCUCUUUCUCGCCACGUUCCCUUCUGGACUUUGGGUCUGGGCUAGGGACAGUUGUGUGGGCAUCACACUCUCUGUGGGCAGAGUCCCUUAGAGAGAUGGUUUGUGUAGACAGCUCUGGAGCCAUGAAUGAACUGGCAGCUCGACUUCUGAGGGGAGGAGAUGAGCAAAAUAAACCCUUCAUCGACAAUGUUUAUUUUCGUCAGUUCCUUCCUGUCUCCCCAAAGGUGCAAUCUGAUCUAGUGGUGGGGGCAUUUGCUUUGUCUGAGCUUGGCAGUAGCAAAGAGCGUCAAGAUGGUGCUCUCACCCUGUGGAGGAAAACUGGCUCUUAUCUGGUCCUGGUGGAAAAUGGCACAAUGGAUGGUCACAGCAUCCUCAUGGAAGCCAGAGACACUAUACUGAAGAAUGAAGAUAAAGUAGUGUAUGACCAUAGAAUGCCAUCUGUGUUUGCUCCGUGCACCCAUGCAUUACCAUGUCCGAAGAUGAUGCAAAGGCUGUCUGUGCCGUGCAACUUUGUUCAGUCCUACUACCCCCUUUCCUUGACGAAAAAACAGGAAAACUCUCAGGAGAAGUUCAGCUACCUGAUCAUCUCCAGGACGGGGUCAGCAGAGCAGGGGGACAGACUGGCUGGGACUGAGGAGGUGGAGUGGGGCAGACUGACGACACCGGUCAUACGCCGGCCCAGACGUGUGCACUGCCAGCUGUGCUGCUCCAGCGGAGAGCUCAAGCGGCUGGUGGUCACGGCACGCCUGCACGGCAGAGACACAUACCGCUGUGCCCGCAGCAGUGACUGGGGUGACCGACUCCCAGUCGUCUUGGCAGAGGACGAGGAUGACGUCACUGUUCAGAGUGACAAUGAGCCAUCAUAAUCAGAAAUGUCAAUAAAAUGAACUUCUGUGCAUCA